CCGAGCGGCGCCUCGCUGCGCACGCACAUGGCGGCCGGCGCCGUGGCCGGCAUCAUGGAGCACACGGUCAUGUACCCGGUGGACUCGGUCAAGACGAGGAUGCAGAGCUUGCAGCCGGACCCCAAAGCCCAGUACCGGAGCGUGUACGAAGCCCUGAAGAAAAUCAUCCUGACGGAGGGAAUCUGGAGGCCCUUACGCGGCAUCAAUGUCACCAUGCUGGGCGCUGGCCCGGCCCAUGCCAUGUACUUUGCCUGCUACGAAAAACUGAAAAAGACUCUAAGCGAGACUAUCCAGCACGGAGGAAACAGCCACUUGGCCAACGGUGUAGCCGGGAGCGUGGCCACGCUGCUGCACGACGCAGUCAUGAAUCCGGCUGAAGUGGUGAAGCAGCGGAUGCAGAUGUUCAACUCCCCCUACAAGUCCGUCCUGGCGUGCGUAAGGACAGUGCAGAAGACGGAAGGGUUCGGUGCCUUCUACCGCAGCUACACCACGCAGCUCACCAUGAACGUGCCCUUCCAGGCCAUCCACUUCAUCACCUACGAGUUCAUGCAGGAGCAGAUCAACCCGCGCCGCGAGUACAACCCGCGCUCGCACAUCGUGUCCGGUGCCGUCGCGGGCGCCGUGGCCGCCGCCGCCACCACCCCGCUCGACGUCUGCAAGACGCUGCUCAACACGCAGGAGAACACGGCGCUCAGCUCGGUGAACAUCAGCGGGCACCUCUCGGGCAUGGUGAACGCCUUCAAGACUGUCUACCGGCUCGGCGGCAUCCCCGGGUACUUCAAGGGGGUGCAGGCACGAGUCAUCUACCAGAUGCCUUCAACAGCCAUUGCGUGGUCUGUGUACGAAUUCUUCAAGUAUUUCCUCACAAAGCACAAGUUGGAAAAACGCGCCGCCUUCUGAAGACGCUCCGUGCUCGGCGUCUCCGCUGGGAAACGCGCCGGGUCUCAGCAGGAUCCGCAGCCGGAGACCCCGGACCCUCCAAGGAAUGAGGGUUUAAGUGCUCCCCAGCCACGUGCUCCCUGUGGUGCCUGAACAACGACAGAGUUUAUAAAGACUCGUAAUAAUAUAUAUUUAAUAAUGUUAUUUUGGAGAAGUGAAAUUGCUAACUGGUAUUUUUCUCUGAAGUGUAGUUUACUCCCUCACCAGAAGGCCUAGGUUACACCGUCUAAGCUGAUCUUUUUUACAGCGAAGAAGCAAAAUAUCCCAUCACAGAACUUUUAUAUAAAA
Nothoprocta perdicaria is the source of this 1227-nucleotide messenger RNA. RefSeq names its product solute carrier family 25 member 37 (gene SLC25A37). The record is from RefSeq and is a predicted model, not a curated record. Bases 28 to 900 code for a protein of 290 amino acids. Gene Ontology annotation, molecular function: ferrous iron transmembrane transporter activity. Gene Ontology annotation, biological process: iron import into the mitochondrion. The transcript has 4 exons. Gene Ontology annotation, cellular component: mitochondrial membrane. Lineage: Eukaryota; Metazoa; Chordata; Aves; Tinamiformes; Tinamidae.